Molecule: messenger RNA, 459 nt
Organism: Serpula lacrymans var. lacrymans S7.9
Lineage: Eukaryota; Fungi; Basidiomycota; Agaricomycetes; Boletales; Serpulaceae
Exons: 1
Molecular function (GO): FMN binding; riboflavin reductase (NADPH) activity
Source: RefSeq, a predicted model, not a curated record
AGACGCGAAAGCCGAGUGAAGUCCAGCAAAUGCUUCAAAAUGCCACAUUUUUCGCAAUACGACGCGUAGUGCCAUGUUAUGCACCGUCAUUCAAGGCGCCCUGUCGAUAUAUGGUCACGUCGCCCAGAUUUCGAUCUGACGAUGACCACCCAGACAAAACACGAGAGAGCCUCCGUGCUCUUCUUCGCGAAACCGCGCAACCUGUGGCAGUAGUCACGUCUUUACUACACGCAGAAUCAUCAAGCCGCGAAUCAACUUUUCACGGUGCAACACUUUCCUCGUUCACCUCUAUUGCGCUCGAUCCACACCCACUUAUUGCAUUUUCUCUGCGCGUUCCUUCACGCAUGGCAACCUCCCUUAAUGCUCACGACAACCUAACCUCCCAAUUACGCUCGAAAAAGUCCUCCCAUAUGGUCAUUAAUAUACUCUCCGCCUCACAAUCACAUCUAGCCCAUAUUU